GGCACAGCACACGCCGUUCCUGUGGGAGCCCAGUCCGCAGCCUGCGCUGGGUACAGCUUGCAUGCCGGUGAACGUAGGGCCGGAGAAGUCAGUAAUGUCGAGCCAAGCCAGCCAGGCCUGAUGGUGUCCGAUUUCUUUGCCGGGAACACCGCAUGUUUUCCCAGGAGUGGGUUGGGAGGAAAAGCAACUGUGGCUGGUGUGCGUGUUGCUGCUGGUGUUUAUGUGUGAAAAAUGUCCCCAGAGGCUUCAAGACAAAAAGGAGUAUGGCGACAAACCAGAGCUCUUUUAUACAAGAACUGCCUAGUAAAAUGGAGAACUAAAAAAAGUAGCAUCCAGGAAAUCUUGCUUCCACUGUUCUUUUUAUUUUGGCUAAUAUUGAUGAGCAUGAUGUAUCCAAACAAGAAAUAUGAUGAGGUGCCUGAUUCUGACCCUUAUUUUGUGGACCACUCCAGCAUUUCUGAAUUUAUUGUUGGAUACACACCAGCUAAUGACGUGACAAGAAAAAUCAUGCAUAAAAUGUCUGCAGAAUAUUUUACAGAAGGGAUCCUUACAGAAGAAUUUUUAACUGAGCAGGAAAUGCAAGAAGCUAGUCUUCGUAGCCCCCGGAACUUUGUGGGUGUAAUUUUUAUGGAUUCUAUGUCCUAUCAGCUUAGAUUUCCUCCCGAAAAAGUUCCAGUAUCUGCAAUUCAUAUAGAAUCAAGAGCCAGUUGUCCAAGACCUUCCAAGAUAUGUGAAGCUGAAAAAUACUGGCGUUAUGGAUUCACAGCUCUGCAGAUGUGCAUUGAUGCAGCAAUAAUACAGUUAAAGACCAAUCAUUCCGUUUUGGAAGUGCUGGAAGAAACAAAAGCUAUCAUGAUGGGAGAGUCUGCUGUGAUGGAAAUAGACAAUUUUCCUCGUGCAAUUAUUUUAAUUUACCUAGUAAUUGCCUUUUCACCAUUUGGUUGUUAUUUGGCAAUCCACAUUGUGGCAGAAAAGGAGAAGAAACUGAAGGAAUUUUUAAUGAUCAUGGGUCUUCAUGACACUGCUUUUUGGCUUUCUUGGGUCCUACUGUAUACCAGUCUGAUAUUUGUCAUGUCCCUUCUCAUGUCGAUCAUUGCAACAUUCUCUUGGCUGUUUCCCAAAAGUAGCAGCUUUGUGAUAUUUCUUCUUUUUUUCCUAUAUGGAAUAUCCUCCGUUUUAUUUGCAUUUAUGUUGACUCCACUUUUCAAAAGAUCAAAACAUGUUGGUACAGUCGAAUUUCUGUCAACCUUGGCUUUCGGUUUUGUGGGCCUGACAAUUGUCCUGCUGGAGGAUUUUCCAAAGUCCUUUGUGUGGUUCCUGAGCCCUCUAUGUCAGUGCACAUUUUUGGUUGGUGUUGCACAGGUUAUGCACCUAGAAGAUUACGAAGAAGGAACGUCUUUCUCAAACUUAACCCAUGGUCCUUAUCCAUUAGUUAUUUCCCUCUUGCUACUGGCCCUUGACAGUAUGCUGUAUCUGCUCCUGGCAGUAUAUCUAGAUCAAGUUGUUCCAGGAGAAUAUGGUUUGCGGCGAAGUUUUUUCUUCUUUCUGAAGCCGUCAUUUUGGUCCAAGCGAACAAGAAAUUAUAAGGAACUGUAUGAGAGCAAUAUUAAUGGGAACUUAGAUUUCAAUGAAAUCGUUGAACCAGUGUCUUCUGAAUUUCAGGGAAAGGAAGCUAUCAGAAUCAACUGUGUCCAGAAAUCUUUUGUUAAAAAAGGUGAAACUGUGGAGGCUCUGAAAAGUUUAACAUUUGACAUAUAUGAGGGUCAGAUCACAGCAUUACUUGGACACAGUGGAACAGGGAAAACAACAUUAAUGAACAUUCUUUGUGGAUUGUGCCCCCCUUCUGAUGGAUUUGCAUCAAUAUAUGGAUAUAAAGUUUCUGAAAUUGAUGAAAUGCUAGAUGCAAGAAAGAUAACUGGAGUUUGUCAGCAGUUAGACAUCUAUUUUGAUGUGUUAACAGUGGAAGAAAACUUAUCCAUAGUUGCCUCAAUUAAAGGCAUACCUCCCAAUGAUAUGAUACAAGAGGUCCAGAAAGUAUUACUAGAUUUGGAUAUGCAGCCAAUUAAAGAUAACCAAGCAAAAAAACUAAGUGGAGGACAGAAAAGAAAACUGUCUAUUGGAAUUGCAAUUCUUGGAGAUCCAAAGGUCUUACUGUUAGAUGAACCCACUGCUGGAAUGGAUCCAUGUUCUCGACAUACAGUUUGGAACCUCCUGAAAAACAGAAAGGCCAACCGAGUGACCGUUUUCAGUACCCAUUUCAUGGAUGAAGCUGACAUCAUUGCAGAUCGGAAAGCUGUGAUUUCCCAGGGAAUGCUGAAAUGUCUUGGCUCUUCUCUCUUCCUUAAGACAAAAUGGGGAAUUGGCUACCGCUUGAGUAUGCACAUAGACAGAUACUGUAACACAGAAGGUACAGCAUCUUUGAUCAGACAGCAUAUUCCAGAAGCCAGUUUAUUAAAGCAGAAUGAAGAGCAACUUGUGUAUGCAUUGCCAUUCAAAGACAUGGACAAGUUUUCAGCACUGUUCGCUGAUCUAGACAUCCAUUCCCAUUUGGGUGUUAUUUCUUAUGGCGUUUCUAUGACAACCUUGGAGGAUGUGUUCCUCAAGCUUGAAGCUGAAGCUGAAAUUGACCAAGCAGAUUUCAGUGUAUUCAGCCCAGAGGAAACUGAAGAGGAAACUGAAACUAAAUCUGUUGAUGAGUUGGAACAAAGUUUAUUAAUGCUAUCUAAGACAAGAACUUCUGUACUAAGCAAUAAGUCUCUUUGGAAAAAGCAGGUCUUUACUACAGCAAAGGUUCAUUUCCUUAACUUAAAACGUGAAAUUAAAUCAGUGACAGUAGUGUUUUUGCUAUUCACAGUAUUUCUCCUUAUGCAGACUUUUAUGUUUAUAAUACAUAAUUACUUCAAAAAUGCUGUGGUCCCUAUCAAGCUCUCCCCAGAUUUAUAUUUUCUUAAGCCCAAUGAAACUCAUCACAAGUACAAGACAAGUCUUCUCAUUCAAAACACCACAGACUCAAGCAUUGAUGAUGUAAUCAGCUCUCUGAGGAACCAGAAUAUACUGACAGAAACAGUCAAUGGCAGUGAUUAUGGAUCAACCAACUUCCACAAUUCAGCACUUAAUGGCAGUGGUUAUAUGUCAUUUGCCCCCCAUAGUGCAGCAUUAAAUGUGUUUUAUGUUGAUAAGAGCUAUGUCUUUACAGCUGCUUUUAACCGUACCAUGGUGCAUUCUUUGCCUGUUAUGAUGAAUAUUAUUAGUAACUUGUAUCUGCACAGUUUAAAUUCAACUGAAAGGAUCCAUAUCUGGAGUAAUCCUUUCUUUCAAGAGAUUACAGAUACAGUUUUCACCCUAGUGUUGUACUUCGAAGCUCUGUUACUAGGAGUCAUUGUAACGGGGAUGCCACCAUAUUUUGCCAUGGAGAAUGCAGAGAAUCAUAAGAUCAAAGCCUACACUCAACUAAAAAUUUCAGGUCUUUAUCCUUCUGCUUACUGGUGUGGCCAGGCACUGAUUGACAUUCCUCUAUUUUACAUUAUUCUCCUUAUUAUGAUAGGAAGCUUAUUUAUAUUUCACCGUGGUGUUUAUCUUUUUCCUGAGAAGUUUCUCACUGUGGUUUUUUGCCUUAUUGGCUAUGUGCCAUCAGUGGUUCUGUUCAGUUAUGUGGUCUCUUUCACCUUUAACGCUAUACAAAACACAAAAGAAUUUUGGUCCUUUGUGUUUUCAGUGGCAGCCUUGGUCUGUUCAAUUGUCGUUGAAAUAGCUUUCUUUAUGUGGUACUAUACAGCAGCUGCCGUUCUUCAUACUUGUUUCUCUGUCUUUGUUCCAAUCUAUCCUCUUAUUGGCUGUCUAAUUUCUUUUAUAAAGAUAGCCCGAAAACUGGAUCGCAAGAUGGAAAGAAAUUCAGAAAGAUUGCUAGUUUCAGUAAUAGCGCCUUAUUUGCAAUGUGUGAUUUGGCUCUUCCUUCUGCGCUACCUUGAAAUGAAGUGCGGAGGCAAAUCAAUGAGACAGGACCCAUUUUUCAGAACUCCUCUGAAAGUCAAGCCCUGGAAAUUUCCAGAUGUGCCACAUGAUGAAGAUGAAGAUGAAGAUGUUUUGACUGAGAGGUUGAGAGUUAAAGAGAUGACAACCUGCCAGAGUUGUGAGGAGAAACCAGCAAUUUUAAUUAGCAGUUUGCAUAAAGAAUAUGCUGAGAAGAAGGAUUUUCUUCUUGGAAGGAAAAUUAAGAAAGUGGCAACUAACCAUGUCUCCCUUUGUGUAAAAAAAGGGGAAAUAUUAGGGGUCCUUGGUCCCAAUGGAGCUGGGAAGAGCACAUUGAUUAAUAUUCUGGUAGGAGAAGUAGAGCCAACUUCAGGCCAGGUGCUGUUGGGAGAUUAUUCCUUAGGUGAGAAUAACGAGGAUGAUUCCAUGAGAUUUGUGGGAUAUUGUCCACAGAUAAAUCCACUUUGGCCUGAUGUCACAUUGCAGGAACAUUUUGAAAUUUAUGGUGCUAUCAAAGGAAUGAGUGAAAAUGACAUGAAAGAAGUCGUAAAAUGCAUUUCCAGUGCACUUGAUUUUAAGGAACAUUUACAGAAAAGAACAAAGAAACUUGGGUCAGGCAUCAAGCGAAAGUUAUGUUUUGCCUUAUGUAUGCUUGGUAACCCUCAUAUAACUCUACUGGAUGAACCAUCUACUGGUAUGGACCCUAAAGGAAAACAGCAUAUGUGGAAAGCAAUUCGAGCAGCCUUUAAAAGUAAACAGCGAGCAGCUAUUCUAACAACUCAUUAUAUGGAAGAAGCAGAGGCUGUGUGUGAUCGGGUAGCGAUAUUGGUGUCUGGAAAAUUAAGGUGUAUUGGGACAGUUCAACACCUCAAGAGUAAAUUUGGCAAAGGAUAUUUCUUAGAAAUGAAACUAAAACAUGUGCCUGAUUUACAGAAGAAGGAGCAUCUUCAAAGGGAGAUCUUAAACAUCUUUCCAAAUGCAAGUCAUCAAGAAAGUUUUGCCUCAAUUUUGGCAUAUAAAAUUCCAAAGGAAGAUGUCCAUUCCCUUGCACUGUGCUUUUCUAAACUGGAGGAAGCAAAACAUGCUUUUAAUAUUGAAGAGUACAGCUUCUCUCAAGCAACUCUUGAACAGGUGUUUGUGGAACUUGCCAAAGAGCAAGAAGAGGAAGACAAUUUUGGAACACUUAACAGCACACUUUGGUGGGAACGAGCCCAGGGAGAAAGAGUUAUUUUCUGAUCUGUUCUGCAUUGUAGAAUUCAACUGCUUCAUUCUUCAGGAUUUCUGAAAAGAAUGUUUGUUUUUCGACUGUUUCCUUCUUUUUAUGUGUGCACUGAACAC
This is a messenger RNA of Pogona vitticeps (central bearded dragon), 5307 nucleotides long. The record is from RefSeq and is a predicted model, not a curated record. Lineage: Eukaryota; Metazoa; Chordata; Lepidosauria; Squamata; Agamidae.